GAACAUGGCAGGACCUGCAUUGUAACGCAUGUGAUGAGGGAAUAAAAUGAAUGCUGAGGCUCGCAGUAACCAUUAAAAAUACAGAUAAAUAGACGGUGCGAGUGCAGGGCGCACAGAGGGGAGCAGAGGCUCCGGUUCCUCUUUAAAUAAAAAGGAGGGGUGGUUAAAAAAAAGAGUGAGAGAAAGGGGGGGAGAGAGAAGUGAGAGACCGAAAGCGGCUGUGAGGGAUACGAGCGAGGAGCUGGAGACGAGGGAGGCCCGACCCAGCACACAGCAGCGCCAUGGCCAACAUCGCGGUCCAAAGGAUUAAGCGCGAGUUCAAGGAGGUCCUGAAGAGCGAGGAGGUUCGCCAUGUCCCCCCUCCCGAACCGGCUACCGAACCGGGCCGGCGUGCGCUCCGCCCGGCCGGGACGAGCAAAAACCAGAUAAAAGUUGACCUCGUAGAUGAGAAUUUCACAGAGCUGAAGGGGGAGAUAGCGGGACCCCCCGACACGCCCUAUGAAGGUGGCAGAUAUCAACUAGAAAUAAAAAUUCCAGAAACUUAUCCAUUUAACCCUCCGAAGGUACGCUUCAUCACUAAAAUAUGGCAUCCGAACAUCAGCUCCGUCACUGGUGCCAUAUGCUUGGACAUCCUGAAAGAUCAGUGGUGAGUUUCCCUUCCACAAGAA
Paramormyrops kingsleyae is the source of this 668-nucleotide messenger RNA. The record is from RefSeq and is a predicted model, not a curated record. Lineage: Eukaryota; Metazoa; Chordata; Actinopteri; Osteoglossiformes; Mormyridae.